ACACCACUCUAGAAAAUUUUAGAAAAAAAAAACUCUAGAGAUCUUUGCUCUCCUCCCAUGUCCUAUAAAUUCUGGACCUGCGCUCAUAUCCUAGACACCAAACCCACUCUUCUCUUUCCACACUCAAAUCACACCACACCACACCACACACAGCAGAACUCAACAGACUUUGUAAACUUUCUAGAGAGAGGGAAAAGAAAGAAGAAAAAAACAGAGAGAUAAACAGGAGAGUUUUCUGGGUAGAGAGAAUCUGCGCAUGUUGCGUAGAAAAUCUUUAAAGCGUAAUCCGGCUUACGUUAGCUCCGCGACUCCCCACGCUGCUGCCACAAGAUUUUGUUCCCUUCCCAAAAUAAGCCUCUCCCAAUUCCCUCCGCCGUGUGCGCACUUUUGUUAUCCUUCACCUCCUCUCCCCUCUAUAUAACCCCAACCGUUACUCUUUCAAUUUAACCCCAAACAAACAGAAGCUAUUCUCAGCUAUAAAGAAAAAAUUUAAAAUGGCGACUAAUAAACUUCUGUUAACGUUUGCUAUAUGUCGGCUAAUCGUGACCGUCGGAUUGACCUUGAAUCCCAUGGAGCUCCUCCGGAUCGGAGUCAGCGUCGACCCCACCGACGUAGAACCGGCUUCUCUCGAUUUUGGUCUACUGACCCGAACCGAACCGUUGGCGGUUCUUCACCCCGGUUCGGCAGAAGACAUAGCCAAGCUGGUUCGAGCGGCUUAUGAGUCGACUCACGGGUUCACAGUCUCGGCUAGAGGGCACGGGCAUUCCAUAAACGGGCAGGCUCAGACGAGCAAUGGGGUGGUGGUACAGAUGAGCGGGUCAAGGGGAAUGCAGCUCGGCUUGGGGAAGCCGAGAGUUUCAGAUAUGUUGAGGUAUGUUGACGUGUGGGGUGGGGAGCUAUGGAUUGAUGUGCUCAAGUCCACGCUAGAGUAUGGACUCGCACCCAAGUCGUGGACUGAUUACUUGUACCUUUCGGUGGGUGGUACUCUCUCGAAUGGUGGAAUUAGCGGCCAAGCUUUCAAUCAUGGCCCUCAGAUUAGCAAUGUGUAUGAGCUUGAUGUUGUCACAGGUAAGGGUGAGAUCUUGACAUGUUCAGAAGAACAAAACUCAGAACUAUUCCAUGCUGUUCUUGGUGGCCUAGGGCAAUUUGGGAUCAUUACUAGAGCUAGGAUUGCUCUUGAACCAGCUCCACAAAGGGUUAGGUGGAUCCGAGUGUUGUACUCAAAUUUCUCAGCUUUUACUCAUGACCAAGAGUACCUCAUCUCACGGCAUGGCCAGCCAGACUCCCAAAAAUUCGAUUAUGUUGAGGGCUUUGUCAUUGUUGAUGAAGGACUCGUCAACAACUGGAGAUCUUCAUUUUUUUCACCUAGUAACCCUGUCAAGAUCUCUUCUCUUGGUGCCAAUGGUGGUGUGUUGUACUGCUUGGAAAUCACCAAGAACUACUACGAAUUCACUGCCAAUACUGUUGAUCAGGAAGUGGAGGCACUGAUGAAGAAACUGAAUUUCAUACCGGCAUCUGUGUUCACAACUGACUUGCCUUAUAUGGAUUUCUUGGACCGGGUUCACAAGGCCGAGUUGAAGCUCCGGUCCAAGGGGUUGUGGGAUGUGCCACACCCAUGGCUUAACCUGUUUGUACCCAAGUCAAAGAUUGCUGACUUUGAUAGAGGGGUCUUCAAGGGUAUUUUGGGAAACAAGACUAGUGGGCCCAUUCUCAUCUACCCCAUGAACAAAAACAAGUGGGAUGAUAAGACUUCAGUGGUAACGCCAGACGAGGAGGUGUUUUAUCUAGUAGCGUUGCUAAGGUCAGCAUUGGAUACAGGAGAUGAGACGCAGACAUUAGAGUAUCUGAGCAAUCAAAAUCGUCAGAUCCUAAAGCUCUGUGAUGAUGCAGGGAUCAGCAUAAAACAAUACCUACCCCACUACACCACACAACAAGAAUGGAUGGACCACUUUGGGGAUAAGUGGAGCCUAUUCCACCGAAGGAAGAUGGAGUUCGACCCCCGGCGCAUUUUAGCCACCGGCCAAUGCAUAUUCAAACCCUCUCUCGCUUCUUCUUCUAACACAGCCUCUUGGUGAUAUAUCUUGAUGAUAUAUCCAAGCAACCAAUAAGUAGUAGAAUUAGCAGUAGCACUAGAGCAUACCAUAGACAACUGACAUUUGGAAUUAUAAUUUGUACAUAAUGGGUUAAAGGGGAAAUAGUUUAAAUAUUUUGUUCAAUUUAUAUUAUUAAUAUAGAAAGUGGUUAAAGUAGAUAUUAGAUGUAAUAGUGUGGUUAUGUUGGUGAUGUUGACCAAUGAAAAGGUUUUAAGUGAGAAAUUAA
Camellia sinensis is the source of this 2319-nucleotide messenger RNA. It is a transcript of the gene CKX5, whose product is annotated as cytokinin oxidase 5. Gene Ontology annotation, molecular function: cytokinin dehydrogenase activity; FAD binding. NCBI's taxonomy places the organism in Eukaryota, Viridiplantae, Streptophyta, Magnoliopsida, Ericales, Theaceae. Gene Ontology annotation, biological process: cytokinin metabolic process. The record is from RefSeq and is a predicted model, not a curated record.